UCAGGGAAAUCAGAGAGUUACUUCUUUCUGCCGGUGAAACUUGUCGUAUGUUUCCAUGUUCAUACCGUGUACACACCGUCACAAGCAUAUGUGGCACCCAGAUACAAUCGAACUCGGAGUAUUGACACCGAACACUCACCCUCGCUAACUGGUGAAAAACUCGCUCGUCAUGUCGGAUAGCCUUGUUGUCCCGUGUUCAGAAAACUAGGCCAAUGCAGGCUUCAAGUCUUUCCGCCGUAUCCUCAAAGAGGAAUAUGGCGGGGAACACACUGGUUGAGGAUCCGGGAAUUCCUCUGGUCGGACGACGGAAAGGCAAGUUCGCCAAAUACGUAGACGAAGACAGUAUGAGUCAGUCAAGCAAUGGUCCCCUGUCCCCAGCUGUAACGAGAUUCGACAACAUCAGCUACAAGCUAAGUCGGAGGAAAAAACUUCUGAAUAGACGUCGGAUGAUUGUAAAUCUGGAGUUCACGCUCGCCAUGGUUGGAAUAAUCUUGAUGUUCGUGGAAACCGAGUUGUUCCUGAACAAAGUCUACAGUAAGAGGUCCGUUGCUUCUCUCGUCAUUAAAUCUGGCAUCUCAAUCAGCACUCUCUUCCUCCUUUUCGCGGUAGUUGCCUACCAUGUCACUGGCAUCCAAAUAAACCAGACUGACAAUGGCCUGGACGACUGGAGGCUUGCUGUGACACGUCUUACAUACGUGAGGAUAUUCGUUGAACUCGCUGUCUGCGCUAUCCAUCCAUUCCCUGGUCGAAUAGUCCUGGGUUAUUUCGACACGAAGGGCAAUGCAACAGAGGUAUCUAUAGACGCCGUGCUGUCAAUACUGAUGCUGAUGAGGUUGUAUCUUGUAGCCAAGCUGUUGGUGGUCCACAGUCGUCUUCUCACAGACACGUCUACUCAAAGUCUCGGUGCGCUUAACAAAGUCAAGAUCAACACGGUGUUUGUAUUCAAAGCUCUAAUGUCGGAGAAGCCAGGCACGAUGUUAAUUGCUAUCAUGUGUAUCAUAUUUGUCGUCAACAGCUGGGCGCUACGUACCUGCGAAGGAUACUACCACCCCGACCACGAACACACUAACUUCCGGAACGCUAUGUGGGUGAUCGCCAUCACGUUCCUGACAGUUGGAUACGGCGAUAUAACCCCGAACAGUGACUGUGGGAGGUUUAUUGCAGUUACAACCGGUCUGAUGGGGGUCGGCACCACGGCUCUCUUGGUAGCUGUCCUGGCUCAGAAGCUGGAGCAGACGAGAGCUGAGAAGUACGUCCACAACUUCGUCACAAGGAUACAGCUGGAUAAGAGGAGGAAGAACGCUGCAGCUGACGUCAUCAAGAACCUGCUGAUGUUAUGGAGACUCAAACGAAAGGGAAACGUCUCGGACUACCAACAUCGCCGAGCCUACGGAAAGCUUCUCAAAGCCAUCCAUUCCAUGAGGAACGCCAAGAACGAGAGGUUGAUGGUCGGAGAGAAUGCUGUUGGUGUCAUAGAAAUCUCCAAAGGAGUAAAUGAUGUUUUUGAAUUAGUUGAAACUAUGGACACGGAGCAGAAGGAUGUCAAGACGAGAGUGGAGGCCAUGGAGGAAAAACUGGGACGGAUAGACAACAAACUGGAGGCCAUUCAUCAGGCAGUAGUUAGAAAGUGAGAGCCCAUGAACAAAUAUCGGAAUUUACCAAGAAGUGUGACUACGGUCUCCAGGGUUGGUCGAGCCUUGAAGAUCAGUCUGAGCGAUCACAAGGCGUGAGGUAUUAAUAUUCUGGAUUUUAAGGAAACAAAUGUCAUCGAAAUAAAUCCUUCGUUGUAUGUAUAAUACAACUGGGAUUUUUUAUCACUCUGUACUUGUAAUAGUUACUUUGGUUUUGUGGAUGAUAGCUCCGAACCAAUCACUGGAAGAUUAUCUGCUCACGUAAAAAGUACGGACCUCCAAUGAUUCCUUGAGCUACGACUGAAAUCUACACAAAUACAAAGAGUUCAAGGAUCACUAGAUGGAUCUACGAAGGACAUCCACCAUACGGUUCAAUGUUUACUUGAACUAUGAAGGAUAUUUACUCAGUUUGGGAAUCAACAAUUAGUUGAUAUAUUAAAGACAUCAACACAAUAGUGGCUUCAAGCAUUACAUAACCUAUGACGAACAUCUACAGUACAAGGUUCGAGGGUGACGUUCGAGAAGGAAGGGUUCAAGGACCUUGAUCCACGAAGGACACAUACACAGUACAGAAUUCAAGGUGUACUUGAUCUGUACAGUAAAGCAUUACACGGAUAAUUUGAUCUAUGGAGGACUUAAAUGUAAGAGCUUCACGGAUCUCUGGACAUACGACAGACAUCUAGACAGUAAACGGCUCCAAGAAAGAGGGACGGUAAAACCAUCAUCUCUCCUGAAACAGAGACAGUCUUUCAGUGUUUCCAGCAAUGGUACUGACUUGGAUUACUACGACAUAAA
Haliotis rubra (blacklip abalone) is the source of this 2426-nucleotide messenger RNA. RefSeq names its product small conductance calcium-activated potassium channel protein 2-like. The transcript has 2 exons. Gene Ontology annotation, biological process: potassium ion transmembrane transport. NCBI's taxonomy places the organism in Eukaryota, Metazoa, Mollusca, Gastropoda, Lepetellida, Haliotidae. The coding region runs from base 213 to 1631 and encodes 472 amino acids. The record is from RefSeq and is a predicted model, not a curated record. Gene Ontology annotation, molecular function: calmodulin binding; small conductance calcium-activated potassium channel activity. Gene Ontology annotation, cellular component: plasma membrane; neuronal cell body; neuron projection.